AUGCUGUCCGUCCUGCAGCACCUCUCGCACCGCAAGGUCGUGGUGCUUCACAGCCCCAGGAAGCUGGGACUCACCACCACGCUUACGGAGAUUGCGCGCUACGUUUCGGCACCUGGACGCCGGUUUGCUGGCAGCUGCGUCUUCGGAGGGCCCCGGCCCAUGCAGCGAGGGCUACUGAUAAUUGACGAUGCAGACAAUGCCUUGGCAGAGCACAGCGAUGUCUUAAAGCAGAACCUGGAGUCUGAUGGAUUCUUUUUGCUCCUUGGCUGCUCCAAGCCACAGUGGGAAUUGUUUAAUGACGUGGUGAAGGCGGUGCAUGUUGAGCUGCCGCCGCUUACCCUGCUGGAGUCAGCCACCCUCUUUUUGCAGCGCUGCCAUCGUCCACUGACCCUGGAAGAUGUGCUCUGCCCCAGCCCGGCGCCAGAUGGGCGAGUCAUUAAGAAGGAGGCCCUCCCCAAGGAGCGGGCCAAGCAACUUUUAAAGCCGAUGGUGUCAGUGUUUGAAGGCGACCCGCGCCUAAUUCGUCAGGCAGCGGGUAAAGUUACGCCCACGCGACCACCCUUGCACGGAGACCUGCAUAGCCUGAAGGCUGAGUGCACUGGUGCCCUGGACAGCCAGAAAGGAAAGCCUUUUUCUUCGUUUACGGUCUUGCUGCUGCCAUUCAGCAUGUGA
Molecule: messenger RNA, 672 nt
Organism: Symbiodinium pilosum
Lineage: Eukaryota; Dinophyceae; Suessiales; Symbiodiniaceae
Source: the annotation of a GenBank genome assembly